AUGAAGCUAAGGCUUGACCAUGAGAAUUACUCGGGUUCUUUUGCCCCAACUUGCGACUUUCCUUUUGAGCCACCAAGCCUAUUGCGCAGCUCUGUACGUCGUCAGAAAUCCGUUUCUGAAAAACGUCGGCAUCAACUGCUCCAGAAACGGAACGCCUUGUCCACAGGUCUAUCGCCCCAUCCUGCUCCCGCAAUCUCUAGCACAUCACCAAGCGAAAGCAGUGACGUCGACGAACAAACUGGUGUAGAUUACAGUUAG
Molecule: messenger RNA, 258 nt
Organism: Protopolystoma xenopodis
Lineage: Eukaryota; Metazoa; Platyhelminthes; Monogenea; Polystomatidea; Polystomatidae
Source: the annotation of a GenBank genome assembly